Messenger RNA from Platichthys flesus (European flounder), 2633 nucleotides. It is a transcript of the gene prkar1b, whose product is annotated as protein kinase, cAMP-dependent, regulatory, type I, beta. Gene Ontology annotation, biological process: regulation of protein phosphorylation. Gene Ontology annotation, molecular function: cAMP-dependent protein kinase regulator activity. The transcript has 10 exons. The record is from RefSeq and is a predicted model, not a curated record. Gene Ontology annotation, cellular component: cAMP-dependent protein kinase complex. The coding region runs from base 338 to 1309 and encodes 323 amino acids. NCBI's taxonomy places the organism in Eukaryota, Metazoa, Chordata, Actinopteri, Pleuronectiformes, Pleuronectidae.
CCUGUUCUUUAGCUGCCGUGUCGUGGGGAUUGCAGAUAUUUAGCCACUCGUGCUCUCUCGCGCACUCUUUCAUUCACUUGAAUUCUUUGCUUAAUUGCACACACACAUUCAAACCUGAGUGUGCAUUCACACACACCCCCAUACACACAGAGGGCUGCGUGCUGUCGCUGUGCUAGUAUGGCAAGGUGCUGCUGUGCUGUGGCAUGUGUAUGAGUUCGGGAUCCAUGUGUGUUGAUGCCCUUGCAGUCUUUGACAGACAGACUUUGAGUUGAUGCCUGGUGCCUCUGACAGGCUGAGGGACAAACACUAGAAGGCCUGACCAGGGGCCCUCCAUGCCAUGGAAGAAUGCAAGCAAAUCAUGGCACGUCAGAAGUCUAACAGCCAGUCAGAUUCUCAUGAUGAUGAAGUUUCUCCCCCACCGCCAAACCCAGUUGUCAAGACCCGGCGCCGCAGAGGAGGGGUCAGUGCCGAGGUCUACACCGAAGAGGAUGCUGUCAGCUACGUUCGCAAGGUGAUCCCAAAGGACUACAAGACCAUGACUGCCUUGGCCAAAGCCAUCUCCAAGAAUGUGCUGUUUGCUCACCUGGACGACAAUGAGAGAAGUGACAUAUUUGAUGCCAUGUUCCCCGUCACUCACAUCGCAGGAGAAACAGUCAUCCAGCAAGGCGAUGAAGGAGACAACUUCUAUGUUAUUGACCAAGGCGAAGUGGACGUGUAUGUGAACGGCGAGUGGGUGACCAGUAUUGGAGAAGGGGGCAGUUUUGGAGAGCUGGCCCUGAUCUACGGAACUCCCAGAGCUGCCACUGUCAAGGCCAAGACUGACCUCAAGCUGUGGGGCAUCGACCGAGACAGCUACCGACGUAUCCUCAUGGGUAGCACCCUGCGGAAGAGAAAGAUGUAUGAAGAGUUCCUGAGCAAGGUCUCCAUCCUUGAGUCCUUGGACAAGUGGGAACGUCUGACUGUAGCCGAUUCUCUGGAACCAGUGCAGUUUGAGGACGGAGAGAAAAUAGUUGUGCAAGGAGAUCCUGGUGAUGACUUCUUCAUUAUCACAGAGGGAAUAGCCUCUGUUCUACAGCGCCGGUCUGACAAUGAGGAGUACGUGGAGGUUGGACGCCUCGGACCCUCAGACUACUUUGGUGAAAUUGCCCUGCUGUUGAACCGUCCCAGGGCAGCCACCGUAGUCGCCCGCGGCCCCCUCAAGUGUGUGAAGCUGGAUAGGCCCCGCUUCGAGCGUGUGCUGGGGCCGUGCUCAGAGAUCCUCAAGAGAAACAUCCAGAGAUACAACAGCUUCAUCUCCCUCACCGUGUGACAGCUCGGCCCCCGUGGGCCCCACCAGCAGGGGAGGGCGACGUCAGCAUCAGAGUUUUGGUCGCUGGGUGGGACGGGUUGAGGAUGUGGGGUAAAGGACAAGGGUUUUACUUCUACAAAAACAGGGCACACAUUUCCUACCUUUUUUCCAUUUUGCGCGUUUCUUUCUUUCGAUCUUGUGCACUUUGACUCGACCUGUGCUGUCACGUAGCUUUAUGUCAACAACAACAACAACAUGCAGGAGUGUGAAAAUCUGAGCGGGGACGGAGACCAUUCAACUGAUAAUGUUCAAGAAGGGAGUCAGUACAGCGUGUCGACUGUAUAUGAAGCAUGCUUCUAGGAUGACAACGACUGGCGUUUGCACUGGUGUGAAUUUAUGAAGGUUAUUGGAUGAAAUCAGGAAAUAAGAAGGAAGUUGAAGUCAUGUUUGCGUACGGCAGGAGGAAGUGAGGUCACGUUUCUUUGCUCGCUGGCUGUGCUUUGCCUUUUAUUGUUUUGCACUUCUGAGUGUGUGGGGUGUCAUUUCCAGGUCAAACCAGAGCAGCACUACACAGACCUCUGUUCCCCAAAAUGUAGAUUUAGAGUUAGUUUCAUUCGUUUUCAGUCCAUCCUAAGUGUGCUUUUUACUGGUGUGACCGGCCGGGGGGGCUGUUAGAGUUCACUUUUUAAUGUGUGGUGUGUGGCAGUCAAAUUCAUUCACUUAGUUGAGAAAAAUCCUCUUCGUCACAAUACUCCCCCGGAGCGGUCGGGUCCGAGCCGCGUGGAGCUUCCAAAGUCGCAGUAGGGUUGUCAGUCCGCACAAACACACACAAACAGGAAACACACUGACAUGAAACACACAACCAUACUGUAUAUGCUUACCCUGUCUCAGGACUAAAUGAAUCUUCAGCUUUCUCUCACACACACACACACACACACACGCGCCUGUGUGUCCUACCUGAUGCUUUUUUAAGCUGCUUUUGUUCUGUGUUAUAUUGCUAGAUGAAAGCUUUUGCACCACUUUAGAGUUCGUAACAUUGAGUUAAUGCAGCAGUUCUAUUCAACUGUUUUUAAGAAAUGACUUCUACGCUAUAGAUAUAUUAAAGAAAAAGGUAAAAAAAAAAAACUGUAUGGGGGUAUAUAUAUAUUUAUAUAUAUAUAUAUAUACACACACACACACUUGUGUUUCUUUCUGUCGAUCAACGUGAUGAUGUCUAAAGUUGCACAACUGACCCAGCGACUGAUGUUGUGUAAAACGGGACCUUAAGAAACAAAUCUUUCUGUAUUUUCUCUCUCUGUAUCUCCUUCUUUCAAAUAUCAAACCAUCUUGACAAAAUAAAGAUAAG